Camellia sinensis is the source of this 931-nucleotide messenger RNA. The record is from RefSeq and is a predicted model, not a curated record. Lineage: Eukaryota; Viridiplantae; Streptophyta; Magnoliopsida; Ericales; Theaceae.
GUAUCAUCGUUUCUUCGUAGAAGAAAAGCCCUCCCCCUCUCUCUGUGCAGGGUCAUCUUCCUGUCUCCAAGAGCAAGAGGUACAAAAACCCUAAAAUAAUUCAAUUUUUAGCUCAAUCUGUUUGUUUUGUACGCUUGCUGUACCAACAUUGUUUUCGAGAGCUUUUGCCAUGUCAGGAGAAGAGGAAGAAAAUGCUGCUGAACUGAAAAUUGGUGAUGAAUUUUUGAAGGCCAAGUGUUUGAUGAAUUGUGAAGUUUCCUUAAUUCUUGAGCGUAAAUAUGAGCAGCUGCAGCAGAUGGCUGAUGAUCCAAUGAACCAAGUUUCUCAAGUAUUUGAAAAGUCACUGCAGUAUGUGAAGCGCUUUAGCCGCUAUAAGAAUCCAGAUUCUGUCAGACAAGCUCGAGAAAUCCUUAGUAGAUAUCAGUUAGCUGAAUUUGAGCUUUGCGUCCUUGGAAAUCUUUGUCCUGAAACUGUGGAGGAAGCUACUGCUAUGGUCCCAUCGAUCAAGAGUAAAGGGCGUGCCAUUGAUGAUGAGGCCAUUGAGAAAAUGCUGAAUGACCUGUCUUUGAUAAAGAAAUUUGAGUAGUGCUCUUUUUAUUAUGUUGUGUGCUCUCGGUGAAGAUAUUGUUUCAUAUUGACAAUGAUACUGUAGUCCUGAGUCCCAGCACCCUGAAGAGUCGGACAUACCAAUACAUGGCCUCUCAAAAUUGCUAGCGGUAUUAGGCUUGAAAAGCCGAAAAUAAGUUAAUUGAUUAAGAGUUUUAUGGCAACAUUUUUUUGCACUAUUACAAUGAGUUAAUUGAUUUGGACAUUAGUCAGGUUUUGUUCUUCUGGUUUUACAAUGAAAGAAUGCAGGACACACUAUUGAAGGCAUGAAAUGCUAUAUGAUGUACAUUGUAAUGUUAUAUAUCAUUAUUUUCUAUUUUUAUCA